Anopheles moucheti is the source of this 4181-nucleotide messenger RNA. RefSeq names its product aminopeptidase A-like. The coding region runs from base 915 to 4025 and encodes 1036 amino acids. The transcript has 4 exons. NCBI's taxonomy places the organism in Eukaryota, Metazoa, Arthropoda, Insecta, Diptera, Culicidae. Gene Ontology annotation, cellular component: cytoplasm. Gene Ontology annotation, biological process: peptide catabolic process; proteolysis. The record is from RefSeq and is a predicted model, not a curated record. Gene Ontology annotation, molecular function: peptide binding; zinc ion binding; metalloaminopeptidase activity.
AAUAACAAACAAUCAAAAUCCAAAGCAAACGAAAAAAUGCCCACACAAAAUCGCCACCAAUUUCCCCCCCUAGUCGAGUACUAGCUCUGUGGCAUGGAAACGGUGGAGAUGGCACAGUUUGGCGCGCUCGCAAAGCCUGUAUCGAAAGGGCUCGUCUUUGGCUGGUACGUGCGUAGCAUGCGUACGAGGGUUCAUUUUCCAAAUUCAACCGACCAAGGUUUCCUCCCCCUUCGGUUUCUAUUACCCUGUCCCGUUGUUGGUGUUGCCACUUGCAGUGAGUGAAACAAUUCCCAAACCUGCUUACGGUCGCGUGUUAUUAGCAUUGUGUUCUCAUUGAAAAUCAUCACUACGAUGACGAUCCACCAUCAAGUUUGGUCAAGUGUGUAAUAGCUUUCGUUCCUAAAAGCACAAGAAAAAAGAGUUGGUGUGAGCCGUGGUGUGACUAAUUGUGGAGUAGCAUUCGAUACGCGCUUUUGGAACCAGCAUGAAUUGUUGACUCUGUGUGCAGACGACAUUUGAUCAAGUGCGGCACCUUGCUGGUUCUAGUGAUAAAUUAAGCUAUCACCUGUUACGAUGCUGCAAUCGCGUGACUAGACGACCUUGUGCUUACUUAUUUCUAGCUUUUACUGUCCCGCUUCGGUGGAGGUGUGGUGCAAGGCAAUCGCAAUAGGCAAGUGACGACGGGUAGCAAAUUGGGCAUGCUGCGCAUACACCGCUGUAACCAUUUAGUUGCGAGCUGAUUGUAUAUGAAACGGUUGCUGAUAGAGAAACGCUGCAAAGCAAAAUAGUUCACCAUAGUACACGGUUCCAAAAGUGGAUCUUCGCUUGUACGGUUUGACCGGCAAGCUCAGCAGCAGCAUUGUAAGAUUAGACGUUAGUAAACCACACAACACACGUAGUAUCUUUAUCUCCGGAUGACGGUGAAACCGGUAACGGCGGUUGUAAUUGGUUCCGGGAUGACCGUCCGACCGGCUGCACAUUUCGCGCAAAAUGCAUCCGAACGCGAACAGCGGCGCCGCUCGAUCGUGAUACUUUCGCUACUGGCCGCUUGUGCGUUCCUGUUCGUGCUGUCACUCUGCCUACUGACAGCACUGGUGAUGGUCGGGCGCAAUCUGUCAUCCGAUGCUGGCAGUCAUUCCGAUCUGACAGCUGCUACCGAUGAUACGCAUUUAUUUGUCAACAACAACAUUGUAUCGCACGACGGUGAAACGGCGUCCAGUGAUAACGGCACCGGUGGCCAGUACAACCGUAGCACUAUCUUCCUACCGAACUCGGUAUUUUCUACAGUGACACCAACAGCAACUCGGUCAGAGGCGGCCGGUCGAAUGAAUCGGGUGUUUAAGAUGGGUACGCAGGUGGUGGACAAGUUAGGCUUCCGGUUACCGCGGCACAUUGCACCGGUGCAUUACGAGCUGUGGUUACAUCCGGAUUUGCAGCGUGAAACAUUCGCCGGGCGCGUUGGCAUCGAGCUGAAUGUGUCCGAGUCGACGAACUAUAUUGUGCUGCACAGCAAGCUGCUAACCAUCACGGAAACGGUGCUGCGUGAGCUGAGGAGCAGCAAUGAGCGACCGGAGCGUGAAAUCAACAUAUCCCGGGCGUAUGAAAUACCGGAGCAUGAUUACUGGAUCAUCGAAACGCAGAGCGAAAUAGGGGCCGGUGCUUAUCGGUUAAGUGUGCAAUUUAAUGGCAGCUUGGCGGACCGUAUCAUCGGGUUCUACAGCAGCAAGUACCUCGACAAGACCACGAACCAAACGAGAAAAAUUGCAACAUCCAAGUUUGAGCCAACGUUCGCUCGGCAAGCGUUCCCAUGCUUCGACGAGCCGCAUCUGAAGGCCGAAUAUACGAUCCAUUUGGUUCACCCGUCCGGCGAUGGUUACGAGGCACUGUCCAACAUGAACAUCGCCGAAACGGUAGCGAACGAUCCUUCGACCGGGUUAAGCACAACAAAGUUCGAGCGAAGCGUUAAGAUGAGCACCUACCUCGUGGUGUUUAUCGUGAGCGAUUUCCUUUAUAAGGAGGUACUGAUCACACCGGAACAUGGCAAUCCGUUUCCUUUGCGCGUAUACGCCACCCGGUUCCAGCAGGAGAACGUUGACUUCGCGCUUGCCACCGCACGUACCAUCAUUCAGUAUUAUGUAAAAUAUUUCGGUAUCGCAUACCCACUGCCCAAGCUGGAUAUGGCCGCUAUACCGGACUUUGUAUCGGGUGCGAUGGAAACGUGGGGAUUGGUCACGUACCGUGAAACGUCAAUCCUGUACAACAAGGACACGAGCAGUACGGCCAACAAGCAGCGGGUGGCGGGCGUGAUUGCGCACGAGCUGGCCCACAUGUGGUUCGGCAACCUGGUAACGAUGCAGUGGUGGAACGAGCUGUGGCUAAACGAGGGUUUCGCGAGCUACAUCGAAUACAAGGGCAUGCACGAGGCGUCCCCGGAUUGGGGCAUCGAGGAGCAGUUUAUCAUCGACGAUCUGCACGGUGUGCUCACGCUCGAUGCAACGCUCGGUUCGCAUCCGAUCGUAAUGUCGGUGGAAAAUCCGAACCAAAUCACGGAAAUUUUCGACACCAUCACCUACUCCAAGGGUGCAUCGGUUAUACGCAUGCUGGAGGACUUUGUGACACCGGCCGUCUUUCAGCAGGGUGUGACGAGCUACCUAACGAAGCUGGCCUUCUCGAACAGUGUAUCGGAGGAUCUGAUGCGCGAGCUGGACGAGCUGGUGGAUACGGUGAGCGUUACAACCGUGAUGGAUACGUUCACGAAGCAGAAAGGUUUCCCGGUUGUGACGGUCACGGUGAACGCAUUGCAGUACGUGCUACAGCAACAACGCUUCCUGGCCGAUAAGGACGCGAAUGAGACGGAAGAAUCACCGUUCAGUUAUCGCUGGUACAUACCGAUCACAUACGUAGCCAGUAACGCCGCUCCGGGUGCUGAGCCGCAACGGAUUUGGUUCCCGAACGAUCAAAACAUGGUGACGAUCGAUAAGCCGGCAGGUAGCAACUGGAUUAAGCUGAACUAUCGCCAGAUUGGGUACUAUCGGGUGAACUAUCCGGUGGAAAUGUGGGAACAGUUUGGUGAAGCUUUGCUCAAGGAUGUAAACACGUUCACGAUCGGUGAUCGUACCGGACUGUUGAACGAUGCGUUUGCUUUGGCGGAUGCUACAUUGCUGCCGUACAACAAUGCGCUCGACUUGACGCGCUACUUGAGCAACGAAAGUGAGUAUGUGCCGUGGUCGGCCAUUGCGAGCAAGCUGAAGACGAUCCGCAAUCUGCUGUACAAUUUCAACUCGUACGAUGAGAUUACGAACUACACCCGAACGUUAGUUAGCGAAGCGGUCCAAUCUGUCGGCUGGGUUGUACCGGAUGAUGGUGAACACAUGAAAAACCUACUGCGUACGACGAUCCUCGAUCUAGCCUGUUCCUUCGGGCAUCCUGGCUGUCUGACGGAAGCGAGCCGUCUCUUCCUUGGUUGGUUGAACAAUGGCGAAACUAUUCAUCCCGAUUUACGCUCCGUUGUCUACACGUACGGCAUACAGACGGGCGUAUCCGUGGCCGACUGGGACGAAGUGCUGAACCGUUUCCGGCAGGAGAACGAUGCGAAUGAGAAGACGAAACUUAUGGUUGCCUUAGCGUCCUAUCCCGAUCAGCGCACGAUGCGUCGCUUUUUGGAACUGUCCUGGGAGCCGGCGUUGGUCCGCACGCAGGAUCAGCUUAGCUGCAUCCAGUACAUUGCCGCGAAUCGGCACGGCGAACAGGCGGCCUGGGAGCAUGUGCGCGAAAACUGGCCCCGUCUGGUGGAACGGUUCGGUAUUGGUGAGCGUAACCUCGGCCGGAUGAUUCCAUCGAUUACCGGGCGCUUUACGACACUGGCGCGACUGAACGAGCUGGAAGACUUCUUCGCCCGCUAUCCGGAAGCGGGUGCUGGUGCGGCCGCCCGCCGCCAAGCGCUCGAAACCAUCCAGAACAACAUCCGUUGGCUGCAGCUUAACGAAGCGAACGUGGCCAACUGGCUGAAUGAAAAUAGAGUAUAGAGUUCGAUGCUUUGUCCGGGAGAGGAUUUACCAGCCCCGAUAGGUCGGGGCGUGUAAGUGAAUUAAAGUUUCUUCCUCGAUUUGUGCUCUAGGAGAUCAAAUCGCAGGUACACCGUAUCAUGCGUCUACCCAGUCAUUUCCUCAUUUGUACACUGC